Molecule: messenger RNA, 1401 nt
Organism: Arxiozyma heterogenica
Lineage: Eukaryota; Fungi; Ascomycota; Saccharomycetes; Saccharomycetales; Saccharomycetaceae
Gene: CRH1
Product: transglycosylase
Exons: 1
Coding region: 1-1401 (466 amino acids)
Biological process (GO): fungal-type cell wall organization; carbohydrate metabolic process
Cellular component (GO): fungal-type cell wall
Molecular function (GO): hydrolase activity, hydrolyzing O-glycosyl compounds; glycosyltransferase activity
Source: RefSeq, a predicted model, not a curated record
AUGGUACUUUCUAUUAAAAAUAAUAUUUUGCUGUCAUUUCUUCUCAUAUCUACUCUACUUCAGACUUUUGUCAAAGCAGCAACCUCCACAUGCAAUCCACUAUUCACCACUAAUUGUCCCCCCGAUAAAGCAUUAGCUACUGGUUUCAUCGAAGAUUUCACAAAACAAUCUGAUUCCAAGUGGUUCAGUAGAGUAAGUAGCAGCCAGGGAAAGGUAACUUUUGACUCCACUAAUGGUCUAGGUCUAAUCCUUGCCAAAAGAGGUGACAACCCAUCCUACGAUUCCAAUUUCUAUAUCAUGUACGGUAAAGUUCAGGUAUUAAUGCAGACUGCUCCAGGUGUUGGUAUCGUGUCAUCCUUUUUCUUACAGAGUGACGACGGGGAUGAAAUCGAUCUUGAAUGGUUAGGAGGUGACACCACUCAAUUCCAAUCAAACUAUUUCUCGAAGGGAAAUGUCACUACUUAUGAUAGAGGUGAAUUUCACGGAGUGCAAACACCUGCUCAAAUGUUCCAUAACUAUACCAUUGACUGGUCAAUGGAACAGACUACUUGGUCGCUUGAUGGUACCGUGGUGAGAACUCUGCUUAAUACCACAUCUCAAGGGUACCCACAAACUCCAAUGUCAAUCAAAUUCGGUAUCUGGGCUGGUGGUGAUCCAUCUAAUGCCCCAGGAACCAUCGAAUGGGCCGGUGGUAUCACAGAUUACUCUGCUGGUCCAUUCACCAUGUAUGUUAAACAAAUUAUUGUCACUGAUUAUUCUACUGGUGAAAGUUAUUCAUACGAUGGGACCUCUGGUUCAUGGGAAUCAAUUGUUGCCAAAGAUGGGAAGGUUAAUGGUCGUUAUUCUGAGGCUCAAACUGAAUUUAAUGAAUUGGCUGCAGGUGUAAGUCUUUCAUACAGUUCUUCUUCUUCUUCUUCUACUGCUUCUUCUUCUACUGCUUCUUCUUCUACUGCUUCUUCUUCUUCUUCUUCUUCCACCUCUUUAUCAUCCUCAACAGUUUCCCAAACACAUAUUUCCUCUUCUGUUUCUUCUUCUACAUCUUCUUCUGCAUCUUCUACAUCUUCUUUGUCUCAUACUUCUUCAACCGUUUCCCGAACACAUGGUUCCUCUUCUAUUUUAUCAUCAUUAUUAACAUCUUCUUCUUCCAAGCCCUCUUCAUCUACUACUAAAUCCAUAAAUCCACCACAUGAAACAAUAGCUACCACUUUGUCUUCCUCUUCUCCCUCUUCAAAAGAUACAACUCAAAAAACUUCACCCACCACUACCGCUAGCUCCAAAUCUGUCUCUACAUCAAAAGAACUUUCGUAUACAGUAAGCACACAUUCAGGUAAUAUUGGUUCCAAUUUAUCUAGUCCAAUCUUUAAUGUUUGUCUACUAAUUCUAUCUUUCUUCAUGCAUUAA